AUGAAAAAAGAAGAUUUGAUACUUACAUUAGAUAGUGAGGAGGAAUAUAGUGGAUCCGAAUCAGAAGUGGAGAAUGAAAUUAAAGAGAUAGAUCCUAGUUUUGAAUUUUCAUUAGGAGAUGAAGUAGAUGAAAUAAAGGAUUGGGAGGUUGAGGAACCUGUGAAGAAUGUAGAUUUAGAUGAGAUUAUUCAGAAGAAAAGGGAAGAAGAAGAAGAAGAAGAAGAAGAAGACGAGGAACAAGAAGCAGAGGUAGAGACAGAAGACAUAGAAGCAAACACAAAAUAUCAAUCUGACUCCGAAGAUGAUCAAGAGGCUAUUGAUGAAUUUUAUGAAUCCACAACCAAAGAAACCACCUCCAAGACUUUCCAAGAUUUACAACUUUCUCGUCCUAUACUAAAGAGCCUCCAAAGUUUAUCAUUCAAUACUCCAACACCAAUUCAAUCUUCCACCAUACCUAUUGCAUUAUUAGGUAAAGAUAUAGUUGCAGGAGCACAAACUGGUAGUGGUAAAACAGCAGCAUAUUUAAUUCCAUUAAUAGAACGUUUAAUUUUUAAAAAUUCAACAUCCACUAAAGCUAUUAUAUUAACACCUACUAGAGAAUUAGCCAUUCAAGUUUAUGAUGUUGGUAGAAAACUAGGUCAAUUUGUAAAUAAUUUAAAUUUUGGAUUAGCUGUGGGUGGAUUAAAUUUAAAACAACAAGAACAACAAUUAAAAACAAGACCAGAUAUUGUUAUUGCAACACCUGGUAGAUUAAUUGAUCAUAUACGAAAUAGUCCUAGUUUUAGUGUUGAAGAUAUUCAAGUAUUGGUGAUUGAUGAAGCAGAUAGAAUGUUGGAAGAAGGAUUUCAAGAAGAAUUAACUGAAAUAUUAUCACUUAUUCCAAAACAUAAAAGACAAACUUUAUUAUUUUCUGCAACAAUGAAUACAAAAAUACAAGAUCUUGUACAAUUAUCAUUAAAUAAACCAAUAAAAGUUAUGAUUGAUCCUCCAAAGACAGUUGCAACAAAAUUAGAACAACAAUUUGUACGUAUAAGGAAAAGAGAAAAUUUAAAACCAGCAUUAUUGUUUGCUUUGUUAAGUAAGUUAGAUGGAAGGAUUGUUGUGUUUGUGUCGAGGAAAGAAAUGGCACAUAAGCUUAGAAUCAUUCUAGGGCUAUUAGGAUUAAAAGUUGCUGAAUUACAUGGUGCUUUAACUCAAGAUCAAAGAUUAUCAAAUGUUAAAUCUUUUAAAGAAGAUAUAAAUGUUUUAAUAUGUACAGACUUAGCAGCUAGAGGGUUAGAUAUAAGGAUUGAAUAUGUAAUCAAUUUUGACAUGCCAAAAACUUAUGAAAUAUAUUUACAUAGAGUUGGUAGAACUGCAAGAGCUGGAAGAAAAGGUACAUCAAUAUCAUUUGUUGGUGAAAGUAAUCAAGAUAGAGCUAUAGUGAAAGCAGCAAUCACUAAUGGUAAAAGUUUAGCUAGAAAAGUUGAUUGGAAUGAAAUUGAAAAUAUAAAUAACAAAAUAUCCAGUAAAGAAAAAUCUAUAGAAGAAGUAUUAGAAGAAGAAAAACAAGCAAAAGAAAUCCUCAGAGCUGAAAUGCAAUUAAAUAAAGCAGAAAAUCUUAUGAAAUAUGAAAAAGAAAUACAUUCAAGACCAAAAAGAACAUGGUUUAAAAAUGAAGUAAUGGAACACUUAACAAAACAUGGUAAAAAAGUAAAUUCAAAAAAGAGGAAAGCAAAUGAAGUUAAAAAGGAUUCAGAGAAGAGGUCUUAUAAAAAGACAAAAAAUGAUAGAGCUAAAAAAAGUAAAAGGAAAUAG
This is a messenger RNA of Lodderomyces pseudojiufengensis, 1797 nucleotides long. It is a transcript of the gene DRS1, whose product is annotated as putative ATP-dependent RNA helicase. Bases 1 to 1797 code for a protein of 598 amino acids. The transcript has a single exon. Gene Ontology annotation, molecular function: RNA helicase activity; nucleic acid binding; ATP binding. The record is from RefSeq and is a predicted model, not a curated record. NCBI's taxonomy places the organism in Eukaryota, Fungi, Ascomycota, Pichiomycetes, Serinales, Debaryomycetaceae.